ACGUUUAACCUCAUCAACAGCACGCCCAAUAUUUUGCCUUCCUAUUAGCGAUCAUAAUAAAAGUGCUUUGUAAAAUUGGAACGAACAUAAGUUGCAAUAUGUGAAGUGACGAAGACACAGUGCAGUGAUAAACUAUUCGAAUUUAUUUUUGUGUUUAACAUUCACUUUAUGCAGUACUAUCAAACUUUAAGGAAAAGUCACAAUAAGAGUUCAAUGCCUUGAUAAAACAUUCUGAACUUCCAAUAACCAAAACAUUAUUAGUAAUUUAUAUCGAAAUUCAUCAAAUAACCUAAGUUACUAUUGCUAUUACUUACUAUUGUUAUUACUUUGUUUUAAUAUUCCUAUUGUGAAGGUCGUCAAUCUCGUCGUCGUAUUAUUAUGAGUCAUGGCUAUUGGCUAGUACUUGUGUCUCCUAUGUUAUAAUUUGGGACAUACUCUGUCUAGCUUUACGGUUUUUUGUAGUUAAGAACUGUUUAAUUGCUGUGUUCAAUUUAAAUGAUUGUGUCCCGUUGACGUGACUCUAUCGUUAGCUGCAGAGUUAUAAACUGGCUCAUCCGCGACAAUCAUGAGAGAUUUAGAUAACUGUCAGUGAAUAAAAGGCAUUCAUUCAUUCCUUGUUUGUUUAGAGAUAAAGCAAAAUAUAUACACACCCGCAUUUAUGUGUGAUCGUCGUUAAUGUAUGCGCUACAGAUACCGGUGUUUGUUCAGUGAUAAUGAAGCCGCGAGGAGCCCUCGCGCGCACCACGCUCACUCUACGCAUUCUUUGCAUAGUCUGAUCCACGUGCUCACCUACCUGUUUGAGGUAACAGAGUUCAUAAAAACUAGUGACGUCAUCGUCUCUCUACUGUAGCAUGUAGAGCGUGGUAUCUGUGAAUUUGAUGGUGAAUAGUGUUUGUGAUAAGUGUGUGGGGUGCGGAGCGCGUGUGUGUCGGUGCGCCGAUAUGUUGUUGUAUGGUAGCGGGCCAGUGAGAGGGGCUGUACAACGGAGACUCUCAGGUCCCUGCGGAGUUCCAUGCUGUCCUGGGGCAGGGGCGGCAGCUCCGCAGGCAGCUCGAAGCAGAUGCCGCUCGCGUGCCGGCCGCCGCCGCCCGCGCCGCCCUAUUCCAGCGGCGAGGAAGCCGCCAGCGACAGCGAAGCUCAAGGCGCGCUGCUCGCGGGCUCCUCCGCCCUGGCUAGAAGACGACACGCCAUAAGAUUCAAAAGAAAAUCUAAAAUUGUCUACAGAAUUAUCAGACGGACGGGCGAUGUCGGCGGCGCGAGAGUUCUGCGGUCCACGCCGGAUUGGAGCGACACUGCCAUCAGCGGGGAACACCUGUGGUCGCCCACCUCCGUGUCUGGCGACUGCUGUUACGUUGGCGAUGCUGAGUGCCAGAAACACGGGUCCCGCAUGAAAUGUUCGGCGUGCAAGAUCGUGGCGCACACAGCAUGCAUCGACAUUCUGAUGGACCGCGUGCAGUUCACGUGCAAGCCGACUUUUAGGGACGUGGGCGUGCGCCAGUACCGCGAGCAGACCAUCACCCACCACCACUGGGUCCAUCGCCGCUCAGAGAAGGGCAAGUGCAAGGCCUGCGGUAAGUCAUUCCGGCGCAGCUGCUGUCGGUGGUGCAUACCGAGGCACGACACUGUAGACAAGGCUAUAGGAGUAGACAGUGGUGAAGUUGUGAAUUCGCUGCAGGCUAAACUAUCAUUUAGCUCGAAGGAAAUCGUUGCCUUGACUUGUUCGUGGUGUAAAGACGCAUACCACAACAAGGAAAGUUGUUUCAAUCUUCAGCGGAUAGGAGAAGAAUGCUCAUUAGGAUUGCAAUAUAAUAUAAUAGUACCACCGUCGUGGAUCGUCAAAUUGCCAAGAAGAGGUAGUUUUAAGUCAUCGUUAAGAAAAUCGCCUAAGAAAAAAAGUGCUUCCAAGAAAAAGGGGAAAGAUUCGAAGAAUGAACAAAAAACAUUCGUAAUUAAGCCUAUUCCUACGGCAAGCGUGAAGCCAGUAUUAGUUUUUAUAAAUCCGAAAAGUGGAGGCAAUCAGGGCGCCAAAUUACUGCAGAAAUUCCAGUGGCUGCUCAAUCCUCGACAAGUUUUUGAUCUCACACAAGGAGGACCUGGACCAGGUCUGGAGCUGUUCCGCAAGGUGCCCAACCUGCGCGUGCUGGCGUGCGGAGGCGACGGCACGGUGGGCUGGGUGCUCAGCGUGCUGGACCGCAUCGGCACGAGGCCGGCGGUCGGCGUGCUGCCGCUCGGUACUGGGAACGACCUCGCGAGGGCACUCGGAUGGGGCGGGGGUUAUGAAGAUGAGCCAAUAUCGAAGAUCUUAGCGAACAUUGGGGAAAGUGACACCGUGUUGCUAGACCGCUGGGAGCUGAACGUGGAACCGAACACUGCGGCGGCCGGUGAAGACACCAGUAAUGCCAAGCCUGAGCUACCUCUCAACGUCGUCAACAAUUACUUCUCGUUUGGUGUCGAUGCUCACAUAGCCUUAGAAUUCCACGAAGCCAGGGAGGCGCAUCCAGAAAAGUUCAACUCUCGAAUAAGAAACAAGCUGUUCUACGGCACCGCCGGGGGGAAGGAUCUCAUGCAGCGCAAGUGGAAGGGGCUCGCCGAGUUCGUCACCAUGGAGUGCGACGGCAAAGACCUCACGCCCGUGCUCCGCGAGCACAAAGUUCACGCCAUUGUCUUCUUAAACAUUCCAAGUUAUGGGGGUGGGACACACCCUUGGAAUAAGUCGGGGGGAGCCUUUGAGCCCUCGACUGAAGACGGCUUAAUAGAAGUAGUCGGAUUAACCACUUAUCAAUUGCCGUUGCUGCAAGCGGGUGGGCAUGGGACCUGCAUCUGUCAGUGCAAGACCGCUAAGAUCGUGACCACGAAAGUGAUCCCCAUGCAAGUGGACGGAGAGGCUUGUCGCCUGGCGCCGUCCGUCAUCACGCUGUCCCGGCUCAACCAAGCCAUCAUGCUUGCCAAGAAGAAACCCGGCAGGACUAUUGCACCUCAAACAACAUUAGACAAGCUCACCCUCACAGUGAAUCUCAUAACGAUGGCUGAUUACGAACGCCAUCAUUACGACAAGGAACUGCUCGCAAAGACAGCGGAACAAGUCGGUACUCUAGACGUGAACCCUGCUGCGGACUUGGAGCAAAUGCGCGGCCUCAUUCAGAACAUGAUCAAAGAAUCUCAAGCAUACUCGAACCUCACCGACUGGUGGUUUGUCGACUCUGUAACAGCAGAGCGGUUCUUCCGCAUCGACAAGGCUCAGGAAAACCUUCACUACCCCGCCGACAUCGGUCACGACAACAUCUACAUACUGGACGCGGCGCCUCACACUCCCGACACGGAGUCCACGGCACACCCCGACACGACGGCGACCGGCUCGCUGGAGCGAACCGCGGCCUCUGUGUCUCUUGACACUACCACUGGCCUGUCGGUGUCGCUGGACAUCUCGCAGAGUGUCGACACUCCUAGUGCUGCGGUCUCGCUUGAUGUGCCUGAGUCACAUCCCUGUGAAUCGGGUCUUGGCAGUCCAGCGCGGUCAUCAGAAGAGAUGUUGUCACCGCAAACGCCACCUCCUAGCGCUGUGCCAACAACACCCACGACACCGGUUUCCAUCAAGCCGCCAUCACCAGCACCGGUGUUAGCACCUGUACCGAUUCCGGCACCUCUUAGCCCGGGUUCGGCACCUGGCGAGCCAUUAUCACCACCACUAUGUACCAGUCCGCUAACCAAGGACCACGAGCCCACCACAGACUCCAUAGCGCGGUUCAAAACAAAUUUAUUGGAAAAAACAUCUGACGCUCUGCUGAAAGCGGCUAAAGUUGGAGAUCUGAGAAUGAUGAAAGACUUGCACGCGGCGGGGUACUCGCUGCUGUCGAUCGACGCGAGCGGCCAGACGGCGUUGCACGUGGCCGCGCGGUACGGGAACAAGGAGAUCGUGAAGUACCUGGUGGCCUGUGCUCCGACUGCGAUAUUGAACAUGAGGGACAACGAGCGCGGGCAGACGGCGCUGCACAAGGCGGCGGCGCACAAGCGGCGCGCGGUGUGCUGCAUGCUGGUGGCGGGCGGCGCCUCGCUCACGCGCCGCGACCACGCCGGCCUCACGCCGCGCCAUCUCGCGCUCAGGGCCGAGGACCACGACCUCGCCGCAUAUCUUGAAAGUCAGGAACAUUUCCAAUUAGUGUCGGAAGAUUUAGAAACUGCCGUUUAAAACUGAAACAAGUUUACCGCGUCCUCAGCGGCAGGAAUGUAUCGUGGGAGCUACCAAACUCUAGUGAUAUAGUGAUAAUAUGACUUGCGAAUAUUGUUUGAAACACCCAAGUGAUAUUCAGAUCUGGUGUAGGAUAAAAAAAAAACAUUUCAUUAUUAUAAUAAUUAUAUCGAAACAGUUAACAUUAAUAAUACUUAUAUUUUCGUCAUAAAUAAUAAUAUAUUCAAUUAAUUUAUUGAAUUUAGUCGCUGUAAAUGUUACAGAUAAAUAUUUCAAUUUAUAGCCUACAAAACAUUCUAAUUAUAAUAAAUUUACAAUAUUAUGAUAUAGAGCUUUUAAAAUUUAAUUCAUUAAGGUAAUUCAAAUUUGUUCAAUAUUAUCUUUACUGUAACAUUUAUAGUUGUAGUCAAAUAUGAAUUUAGAAUAAACACUUAUAAGGUGAAUCUUUUCGCAUUUUGUUUAAAAAUCUCUUUUCUAUUAUAAGAAGUGAGUGUUUUCAUGAACUAUGAAACUGCUCUGAAGUAAAAGUGUGUGCCUUUCCCGUGUGUUGUAUCAACAACAAGACAAUGGAAUGUAUCCCGCACUCCUAUAUGAAUACAAAAUGAAAAACUCAAACCUGAAAUGGUAUACUGAACAUGAUAGCUUUCACAAAUUGUGAAUGCGGGGAUUUGCUUGAGACUGAGUGUGAUUAACAUUUGCCGUCAUGGAGACACUGAUGCCGUACUCUCUAUGCAGACUGUUUACUGCCAGCAAAACAUAUUCUGCCACUCAGAGCGAGCCGACAUAAAUAAAUCCUUAAAUUUUUAUGUGAAGAUAUUAAAAAAAAAGCAAACCUCUCGCGUGAAAUAAGCCUGACAUAUCUGAACACGUAAGCGUUGGCAAGCAGAAGAUAAUGCCAAAGGAUACAUUCACGAUGUCGACCUUUUGUGUUCUGUCAAAAGAACCUUUCUAAGUACUUGUAUAUUUUAGAAUAAAUUUUACAUCGCUUUACAGACGAUUCGCCUUUCCAGAUUUUCUUCUAAAUUACUUCAAUUAUGAAUCCAUGGGACCUUAACUUACUCUUACUCUUCGGAAUGGUAAGUCUUUGUGAUAAUGAGAAAACUUCCUAUGCGAUUUAUUCAUCUUAUGAAUGCCUCUGCGGACCCCAAUGAGUACAGUUGUGAUAGUACAAUGUUCGUGUAAUCUGUUGUGUUGCCAGUUAUUUGUUUUACGUAUUUUACAUCAAUGUGACUUAGUUGUUUUGAUAAAGCUAUACUGUUUACUCGAUUAGGCCUAAAUACUUAAAUAUUGUUAUAUAUUAUAUUGUUUUUGAUGCAAUAUUUCUUGUAUAAGUGUUCUAUAUUCUUACUAUAGUCUUCGGCAAUAAUAAUUUAACGUCUAAGGCUAAAUUUUAUACUACUGAGUUGUACAGCGCUGAUAUGAUCGGUGUUGUAUUUAUUAUGAUCUCAGUAUUUGUAUGUAUCCGUAUUACGGUGUAAUGUUUAUUUCUGUUCGUCAUAGUAAUGAGCGGUCAUGUGUUUAUUGUAAUAUAGUUUUACUGGAUUGUUAUCUCAUACUACGUUAGAGUAAAGCUAAGUGCACUCACUUGUGGAAUGUUGAGGCGGCGGUGACGCUCGUCGUCCGAUUGUUAUUUAUUAUCUCGUCUAACUAUGUAUCUCCUAAAUGAUUUGUGCGUUUGUACGAGUUUGAAUCGCUAAGUGUUGUUUAUGUCUAUUACGCCAAUACCUCUACUAGUAGAUGUACCUAAUAGUUUAGUGUUUAUCGAAUUUACUCGUACCUACUACUCGCUGAAAAGCGAACAAUGAAAGACAAAGCUGUGAGAAUUUUGGUCGUAAUGUAAAAAUGUAAGUUCAUUUAUGUCGUAAGUGACACGAUAUGCAACAUUAUACAUAACACCGUUUUGUGAGUUUCUUAAUUUGUGAUUGUAGAUAGACGUUUUUGAUAUUUAACAUAAUAUUAUGUAGAAACGAACUCGUCGUGUUGAAGAGAUGACUUUCACCUUCGGGCUUGUUACUACCACGUUGCGAGUAUCUCUGCUGCAUCGUAUCGGUAAGUGCUACCCACUACAGCGUCGACGCGUUAUAACGAACGUCGAGUCGAUGUCGCAUUGGGUAGAUUAUAAAUUAUUCUGCGCGUGUUACGUCUUAAUAAUAUGAAUAUUUAAAAGUGAGAUAUUAUAAUAUUAGAGCCUAUAUUUGUGGCGCCAGUUUAAUCUUUAAAUCGUUAGUGAUACUUUUCCUAUGAGAUAUUAUUAUACUUAGUGUUGUACAUACUGUAAUGGAGGCCUUCAUUCAAGUAGUAUAUCGUGUGACUCUUUACACGAUUAGUAAUUAUAUCUCAUGACCAAGUUCUGUCUAAGAAAGGAAAAUGAAUAUCACUAGGUUAAACAUUUUAAGCUCUUGUUAAGUAAGACCUGCUUUUGGAACGAAUAUUUACUAGAAAUAUGCGGCAAACCCACUAUAUAUACUUACCUGUGUUGCAUUAUUUACUGCCUUAACAUGCCUUCUCCGUGGCGUCUGGGAAUAAAGAUUAACAAUAUACCGACUGAUACGUUUAAAGGAAUAGAAACAUCCGCAUACAUAUAGGUACUUAGUAUUUUUAAAAUAAUAAAAUCUCAAUGCUCAGUUAUGUAGAGAUAUGAUCAAUCAAUUUAUGAUAUCAAAUUGUUAUGACUGCGAAAGUAAACAUCAAACGACUUUGGACGAGCAUCACAAAAAUUGCUGGUUUCAAUGGAAACUUGUAUCCAUUUAAAAAUGGUGCAACAUAGAUAUUCGUUUGUUUUUCAGGACUGUUGUUUUGAGUGUUGUUGUCCGUUUGUAGCUUUAUUUUUUACCACUAUUUUCUUGUCCUGAUAUUUUUUACAUCGUUCCUUUAAAUGUCAGCCGGUAUAAUGUUACACCUGUAUUCUACAAUGUAUAAUGCUCGAUAAUAUGCCACUUAGCGGCUUGCCUGCAGGCAUCGGCGAAUAGGAGUCUACGAACGUUAAUCUAUUAAUUAUGCGUAGGAAAACAACUCAAAUACCGACGCAUACACAUACUAUGGACACGUGAACAAACUCCUAGAGAGAACUCUCACUUCGGGAUUCUUUAACAGGUUGUGUUGAUACGAGUAUACUAAGUCUGUUAUAGAUCUUUGUUAUUAUAGCCAAUGUGUAAAUUAUUGUACGGUUAGUAAAAUUCCAGUAUUUAAUUGAUACUGCUGUUUGUUUUUUUCUUUAAGUUUGAACUAUUUCCCUAAGCACAUGCAGCAUUCCAUUCGAGGUCUAGAUUCCUAUGCCUUUUAAUAUGUUUUAUAUUUUCUUUCUCUUUCAUUAUAUUGUCUUUUUUAUAUUGAGACGUUCUUCUACAAAACUCAUGAAAUGAAUUAUGAUCUAAAAGUGUAGGCACUUAUUAUAAAAUAUUAUAAAUACAUAAUUUCAUGAGAAGCUUCGUUUCGGGGUUCCGCUUCCAAAUAAACAAUAGAUAAUAGCUCAGUAAUUAAGUUUGCGAGAAUGGAAAGCAUCAAGUUUUAUUAUUAACAAUAAAAGCCACUGUGAAAUAUAAUAUUCUUCCUAUUUAUACCCAUAAUAACUCUUAUUAUCAAGAGCCGUUCUCUUUUUACUUUAACAUUCUACGAAAGUUGGCUGCCUCGGUUACCCAACUCACCAUUUUUUCUAUACCAAGUGGAAAAUAUUUCUAAAUUUUGUACCGUAAGUGGUCCCUGGACCUCACCCAUGGUGACCCGCCUGGACAUUACUUUGCUCCUUCAUGCAUCUUUAAGUGCCCGUUACAACGGAAAACCAAUAUAAGGUACGAAAACUUUGACCGCACGAACCUCCGUAGUAUGUAUUUAACAAGAGUUGGGUUUUUUGUCGGAAAAAUAAUUUUCGCUAAGUCGACGAAGCGGAACCCCUAAGCAAGUGAUCAAACUCGCAUUUUUAACUUUUUGAGCAUAAUAUGUAAAUGAGAUAUACGCUAAAGAUAUCAUACGCAGUGCUGUGUCGAUUGUUACGUUUUGUAUUUAAUGUUUUAUUUUCACAUUGAUGUUUUUGAUAGUACGAACCACUUAGCUCACUUUAUAUCCUGCCUGUACGUAAAACAAAGUAAGCAAUAAGGUAUACCAAGGUAUAACAACAGCGAACCACCGAGCACACGUCACGUGGUCUAUCCAAAUGUUCCUUUACCGUGUGUACUUAUUAAGGUAAAAUGUAUUUUAAUCUAAUAAAAUUUAUGGUAAAUAAUGUAAAAGACACAAUCUUGUAUAAAUUGGCAGCUGCGACGUACGAUGCGAGAGUGUAUAUGGCAAUAGAUCAAUAUGUAUGUACUAACUAUGAGGUUAAUUAAAUGAUUAAUAGCUAAUGGUGUUUCCUGCUACUUCAACUCCCAAGUUUGCCGAGGCCCCACAAAAUACAACUCUUGCGUACACAUUAGAUUGCUAUGGUUAUAUAAACUGCUUUGCCGAAGUUACAAUUCUAAUUGUCCUGACAUACAACUUAAUGCUAUAAAUAAUACUGUAAUAUUGAAGCUGAUACGUUUUAUAUGAUUAAUUAUUUGUACGUAAUAUUGUCCUCUUAGUGUUGUUAUUAAUAGGUAAUAUGAUGAGACUAAAGCUUUCGGUAUUUUUUUUCUUCAACAAUAUAUCCAACUUUUGUGUUAUUGUUUUUCACCUGUGAAAUAAACCUUGUAUGUUACGAGAUUAGAUAUGUGUAUAAGCUUUGUCGUACGAUGUAAAGUGUCGAACAACAGGGCUCGUGAAGAUUGUGGCGAUAAGCUGCAGUUUCUGUGCGGCACGCGGCCGCCACGCCGCCGCCGGCUCCCUGCAAACACGUCGAGAUUAUGCAUCGUGCGUCACUAUGCUACUAACUUAAGACGUGCAACCACACAGCGCCCCCACAUACAGAAUAUGCAUUAGCUGUUAGUAAGAACUUUGCUCAACUACUUUUAAUAUACAAGCCAGUUUUUGUCUAAAUCUUUUUCGUGUUCUCUACCUCAUAGUAACUACAUACAUAUAAAAGGUGUGCAAUAAAUAAUAAUUUAUAAAUCCAUAUACAUUGUAAAAUAAAUUAGCCUUUUUCAAAAUAGUUUACCAAGAAAAAGCAUAAUGAUCUAUUUAAGUAGGUACUUUUACGAAAUGUGUGUAACAGCACUGUCUACUUAUUCAAUUACUCUGUAGUACCAAACUGGAUAUUAUUAUGUAAACUAUUGAAAAUUAAAUGGUAAUAAGUAAAACUAGAGUUUUGAGAGCACUAAUUUCAAUGUAAGUACAUGAUACUUAUUUUUGCACUCAAUAAAGUCACUAUUUUAAAUAUAAUUAUUAAAAUCAAGUACACUGAAAGAACAAUAAAUAAAGUGCGACCUAA
Helicoverpa zea (corn earworm) is the source of this 9524-nucleotide messenger RNA. It is a transcript of the gene rdgA, whose product is annotated as eye-specific diacylglycerol kinase. The transcript is spliced from 18 exons. Gene Ontology annotation, molecular function: protein binding; ATP-dependent diacylglycerol kinase activity. Lineage: Eukaryota; Metazoa; Arthropoda; Insecta; Lepidoptera; Noctuidae. The record is from RefSeq and is a predicted model, not a curated record. Gene Ontology annotation, biological process: diacylglycerol metabolic process; lipid phosphorylation; intracellular signal transduction. The coding region runs from base 1013 to 4186 and encodes 1057 amino acids.